GUUAAGUUGACGUUUGGUAUUGUGACGUGUGAUGGUUCGGUGUUAUGUAUUUUUCGGAUGAAAUUGCAUACAUUCAACUUUUGAGAGAAAAUAAAUUCAAAUAUUAUAUUGAACCGUUAAGUGUCCUAAUUGCAAGCGGCACCAUGAGAAAAUUAAAGGGAGCAGUAAAAGAAACAGCGAGACAGAAGCGCGAGAGGAAACAGGAGUUUGCCAAAAUGCGACAACAAAUUCACACGAUUGUUUUGCCGACUUUCGCGGUUGUUUUUCUGGUAAUCUGCGUUUACGUGUACCUCAAAACCCGGCCUACGUCGAUGCAGUACGCGUAACGUAACUAGGUCUUAGGUGUGUGAAAUUGUACAUAAUAAAUUAUAUAUACCAUCAAUUUAUAUUGGUUUGGGGUUUAUAUUCUAUGGUUGUGAGCUUAUAUGGAACAUAAGAUGUUGAUGCUUCACACUUAUUACUGUACAGAUGUUCAGUGACUGAAAUAUUUUUUAUAAUAAAAGUGCUGUUAUUCAUUCCACUUUGUUGUCAACAUAUCAAUGUUAGAGUUAUAACAAAAUUAAUGUAAAUAUUAGAUUAUACAUAUUUAAAUACC
This is a messenger RNA of Trichoplusia ni (cabbage looper), 595 nucleotides long. RefSeq names its product single-pass membrane and coiled-coil domain-containing protein 4. Lineage: Eukaryota; Metazoa; Arthropoda; Insecta; Lepidoptera; Noctuidae. The transcript is spliced from 2 exons. The record is from RefSeq and is a predicted model, not a curated record. The coding region runs from base 45 to 326 and encodes 93 amino acids.